Molecule: messenger RNA, 1253 nt
Organism: Lactuca sativa (garden lettuce)
Lineage: Eukaryota; Viridiplantae; Streptophyta; Magnoliopsida; Asterales; Asteraceae
Product: nucleolar GTP-binding protein
Source: RefSeq, a predicted model, not a curated record
UUCUUUGGAGAAGUCAUACAAAUAGCCUCUGAUAACAACUUGAAAUAACUAACAAGAAGUCUAAGCAAAGACACAAAACACACACAUACACACACAACACAACUUUAGAGAGAGAAAGAUGAAUAAAAGAGAAGGGAAAGGGCCUCCUUCAAGAGAUCUUAUGGUAUGUUUUCCUACAAGAGCACAUCUUAGAUUAAUGCCAAAGUCAGUUUCUAGCCCCCGUCGAUUGAAUUACCACCAAAACCACCUUCGGAAGUCUAUGAGAGGUGGUGCCGGUGGAGGCCGAGCAAGUCCAUAUCUAUGGUCAGGAACCAAGCAGAUGAGUUCAGACAACUUAUCGGAGCCAACUUCUCCAAAAGUAACUUGUGCUGGCCAGAUUAAGGUCCGACCCAGCACAAGAUCAUGCAAGAACUGGCAGACAGUCAUGGAAGAGAUCGAGAGGCUUCAUAAUAGAAAGAAGAAGCCUACUUGGGGAGCGACAUUAGGGUUCAAGAAAGAAAUUAUGCAGUUUUUAACUUGCUUAAGGAGGAUUAAGUUUGAUUUUCAUUGUUUAGGGGGAUUUUCCCAUGUAGAUAUCACUUCAGACGAUGAAGAUGAAGAUGAAGAUAGUAAUGAUAAAGAAAUCAAUCAAGAUCAACAUCAAGACUAUGAACAUGACAAGGACUCAAGAACAGUGUUUUCGAAAUGGUUUAUGGUCCUACAAGAGAAUCAAGAUUCUGGGGUGUUUGAAAAAGAAGAAAAAAGUUUGAAAUCUGAAACACCGGAAGAUCUCCCAUGUCUGCCACCUGCAAAUGCACUUUUCCUCAUGCGGUGUCGUUCUGCUCCUGCUAAAAGUUGGAUGGAGGAGAAACAAGAAGAAGAAGAAGAAGAAGAAGAAAAUGAUGAUGAUGAUGUCGAAGAUCAUGAUAAAGAAGAAAAAGAACAUGUUGAUGAUCAUGACAUCGAAAAGAAAGAAAACAAAAGGAAGAGUUUGAAGGAAUUGAUGAAAACCGAAAGUGAUUUCUACAAAUUAUCUUGUGAUAUUGCAAAGGAAACAUGGGUUAUUGGUGGGAUUCACAAAGAUCCAUUCUCAAGAAGUAGAAGUUGGAAAAGAUGAUCCAUCUGAAUCAACAAUCUAAAAUUGUUCCUAUUUUUUUUUUCCCUUUUUCUGAGAGUUUUGUAAGUAUUUUGUUGAUAACAUGCAUGCCGGUAACAACUAUUGUAUCAUUAUGUUUACAAUAAAUUAAUAACCGUUUUCAGUUUGUGUCAUAUAA